AGAGAAGCAGACAAAGUUUUCGUUUUCCAAUGGUUUGGAGGUUUGUUAAUGGCGUAAUAGACUCCUGGGACUGAAAGGGAGAAGCACUUACCCUUUGCUCAUCUUCUUGAUUUCUCAUUUAUUACCAAAAACCACUACGCUUCUUAUGGUUAGAUGGAAACUUUUUAACUGAUGGAGGAAAAUCUGGCUUGAGCAAUUAACGAGCUUACCAUCAUGCUGGUCUCACUGCUACACUGGUGGGAAUAUGCGUGAAUGAAUGUCCAAGAUACCGAUCUUGUUUCUCACUUUGUUUCAUUUUCUUGAACUAUAUCCUGUUUCCUACUUAAGGUUCUAGCUCCUUUAGGGCAAAUCUCCUUUGGCAAAUAGUACAACUAGUGAAGUUUCUCCUCUUAGGUGGCUUUGAUACAAGUCAUUUCUCCGUGGAGACUUCACUUUGGGGCAUAUCUCCUUUGGCAUUUUGGAACUCCAGUUACCUGUUGAGUUCCUCCUUCUGAAGUUACUUCAUUUCCAUUUGUUUCGGCAAAUCUCCUUUGGCAUUAUCAGAGUCUUUCACUUGGCUCACCUUUAUCUCUCUAGUCGGAGCAAAUCUCCUUUGGCAUUAUCAGAGUCCAUAGCUGGCUCACGUUAUCAUCAGCAGAGCAAAUCUCCUUUGGCAUUAUCCGAGUCUUCUUACACUUGACUCCUACUAUCUAUCAAAGUAACUUCGGGGAAGGAAGAGACACCAUUUAAUCUAUUAAGGUAUCUAUAACUAUGGAUAUGAACCUCACUGACUCCGAUUGGGAGAGCUCCAGCGACAGUGGCAGCAGUGAACAAGAAGAAGUGGAGUUCUCUUACGGCGGACGUGCUCAAGACAUCUUCUCAAACCUCGAAGAGACCAUUGGCAAAAUCGAUGACUUCUUGUCCUUCGAGAGGGGAUUCAUGUACGGUGACAUUGUGCGGUCCGCAGCUGAGCCUUCAGGACAGAGUGGGAGGGUCAUCAACGUAGACAUGUCUGUCAAUCUCGAGAGUAUUCAUGGGAAGGUUGUAAAAGAAGUUGACACCAAGAGGCUUCAGAGGCUGCGUUCUAUCUCUCUCUGUGAUUAUGUGAUCAACGGUCCUUGGCUAGGAAGGGUUGACAAGAUAGUUGAGCGUGUCUCUGUCACGCUUGACGAUGGUUCUAAUUACGAGGUUCUUGUAAGGAAUCAAGAUCAGCUUGUGGCUGUUCCUCCAAAUAUGUUAGAGGAUUCUCAGUAUACUUACUAUCCAGGGCAGAGAGUUCAGGUUAAGCUGGCUCAUGCUCCCAGAUCAACUUCAUGGCUAUGUGGGAACUGGAGGGAGAAUCAAGCUUUGGGGACUGUAUGUUCUGUAGAAGCAGGACUUGUCUACGUUGAGUGGGUUGCCUCCAUCAUCAUGGGCGGUGGUGAUAGGAACUUAACUGCACCUCAAGCUUUGCAGAGUCCUGAGAGUUUAACUCUGUUACCGUCUGUUCCUCAUGCAAGUUGGCAGCUCGGUGACUGGUGCAUCCUCCCUGGCGCUUCCCACUGUGAUGUAGAAGAGCUGCAAAACGGUUUUAGCAGGAACAUGCAGAGAUCAAGCUCUGAUGAGCUUUUUGUUAUCACGAAGACGAAGAUGAAGGUUGAUGUUUUGUGGCAAGAUGGUGGAUGCAGCAUGGGAGUUGAUUCACAGCAGCUGGUUCCCGUUGGAGCUGUUAAUGCUCAUGACUUUUGGCCUGAGCAGUUUGUUGUGGAGAAGGAAACGUGCAACAGCAAAAGGUGGGGGGUUGUGAAGGUUGUUAAUGCGAAUGAACAGACUGUGAAGGUGCAGUGGAGAACACUGACUGAGAAAGAAGCAAGUGAGCAGAUGGAGGAAGUUGUCAGUGCAUAUGAGCUGCUCGAGCACCCUGAUUUUGGAUUCUGUUACAGUGAUGUGGUGUUCAGCGUUGCUACAGAGACGAAACACCUACUUAAAGAUGGUGACUACAGUGGUGCUUAUUGUUUGUCAAGCAUUGGUGUUGUUGCAGGUUUCAGAAAUGGUGUUGUGGAGGUGAAAUGGGCUAAUGGUUCUACUAGUGAGGUAGCACCAUAUGAAAUUUGGAGGAUGGAAAGGUCUGAAUUUUCCAGCUCUAGCGCUAUAAGUCCUGCAAGUAGUGUUCAAGAUCUAAGUCAGAAGAUAGCUCAAUCAGAUGAAUCAUCUUCAAACCAUCAGGAAACGGGUCUGGUGAAUCUAUACAGUGUUGGUGAAAGCUGCAACGUUAACAUUCUGGAAUCUAGUUCAUUUUUCCUUCCAAAAGCUGCCAUCGGAUUCAUCACAAGCCUUGCUUCAAGCCUAUUUGGUUCUCAUGGUUCCACUUCUGCUAUAAGUUCGCAUUCACUUUGCAAUGACACUGAAGAUCAAAGCGACUCUGAGAUCCUUGUUCAAGAAGCAACAGAACCACAUACCAUCUCUGAAUCUAAAUCAGAUGAAGUGGAUAUGGACACGAUGGUCAACUUGCCUAUAGUAGGAAAAGGAAUUAACAAGACACUAGAUUCAGCUAUAGUGAGCUUUAAACAGUUUGAUAUGGUUACUGACUGCUCAGACCAUCAUUUCUUUUCUCCGGGGAAAGAGGUGACACAACCUCCGGUAACAAAGAGUUGGGUGAAGAAAGUCCAACAAGAAUGGAGCAAUCUGGAGGCAGAUCUUCCCAACACAAUAUACGUGCGUGUGUAUGAAGAAAGGAUGGACCUUCUGCGUGCAGCACUAGUUGGUGCCCCUGGAACACCAUACCAUGAUGGUCUUUUCUUUUUCGACAUAAUGCUUCCACCACAGUAUCCUCAUGAGCCUCCAAUGGUGCAUUAUCAUUCAGGUGGGAUGCGACUGAAUCCUAACCUGUACGAGUCAGGAAGAGUCUGCUUGAGUCUGCUGAAUACAUGGAAUGGCUCUGGCACUGAAGUAUGGAACCCAGGGAGCUCUUCCAUCCUUCAAGUCCUCCUCUCGUUUCAGGCUCUUGUUCUGAAUGAGAAGCCUUACUUCAACGAAGCUGGCUAUGAUAAGCAGUUGGGCCGAGCUGAGGGAGAGAAAAACUCUGUGAGUUACAAUGAGAAUGCUUUCCUCAUCACCUGCAAAUCCAUGAUCUCGUUACUCCGCAAGCCUCCAAAGCAUUUUGAGGUGCUUGUGAAGGACCACUUCACGCACCGGGCUCAUCAUGUUCUGGCUGCGUGCAAGGCAAACAUGGAAGGCGUCCCUGUAGGAUCAUCAUCGAAACUGCAGGAGAGCUCAACCACAAACUCCACCGGUUUCAAGAUCAUGCUCACUAAACUCUACCCAAAACUUGUCGAAGCAUUCUCAGAGAUUGGAGUUGAUUGCAGCCAAGGGGUUGCACUGGAACCUUGAACGUUGACACAGUUAGUAAACAUCUCCCUAACAUCCAAUAACUACUGUAUAAUAUUGGUUUGCAAAGGUUGGUAAGUCCCUUCCCAUGUAGAAUAUGUUUUUGUACUAAAAUGUGUGAGAAUAAAAAGAAGGCUGUAACAUAGGGCUCAUCUUGUAUAAUAUCAAAAGUGCUGUUGUAGUUUUGCAAGAACCAUGUACCAUGUUUUGUAAUAAAAAAUGAAACACUUGUGUUUGUGUUGUA
Molecule: messenger RNA, 3589 nt
Organism: Brassica oleracea var. oleracea
Lineage: Eukaryota; Viridiplantae; Streptophyta; Magnoliopsida; Brassicales; Brassicaceae
Product: probable ubiquitin-conjugating enzyme E2 24
Source: RefSeq, a predicted model, not a curated record